Messenger RNA from Ctenocephalides felis (cat flea), 484 nucleotides. RefSeq lists its product as uncharacterized. Gene Ontology annotation, biological process: RNA catabolic process. The record is from RefSeq and is a predicted model, not a curated record. The transcript is spliced from 3 exons. Lineage: Eukaryota; Metazoa; Arthropoda; Insecta; Siphonaptera; Pulicidae. Gene Ontology annotation, cellular component: ribonuclease H2 complex. The annotation marks the transcript as partial.
AUAAGCAUAAGUUCAUCUUGACGGAUUUACAAAAUUUUAUUAAGUUAUUAAUAGUUAUAUUAUCAUGACGUUACGAAUUAAUAUUGAACCGAGCUACCUAAAAUCCCUUAAAGAAAAAGACACAAAGUUACAUCAUAUACCAUGUAAAAUAAAAGCUGAUGCAGAAGCAAAUGUAAGCACAUAUUUUGAGAAUUAUAUAGACAAAGACGAGGAUACUGAAGUGUUACACAAUUCAUUUAGGGGAUAUCCUUUACAAGGAAAAGUAUAUGAUGUCCCUGCGGGAUAUACGGGAAUAAUAUUAAAUGAAUCAAAUGAAACUCUAUCAGAAGAUACAGAUAGAAAUUUACAUUUGAAGGGUACUUUUGAUAAAUUCACUUACUGGAAUUGGGAUAAAGUUCCAAGCAGAAAUGAUGCAUUUGAUCAAGCAUUGGAUUGGAUAGAUAUAGCAAGAGCACUCCACACGCCAAUAAAUGAAAAUAUGGUA